Messenger RNA from Grammomys surdaster, 4795 nucleotides. RefSeq names its product discs large MAGUK scaffold protein 1 (gene Dlg1). The coding region runs from base 433 to 3216 and encodes 927 amino acids. Gene Ontology annotation, cellular component: postsynaptic density membrane; neuron projection; neuromuscular junction. The record is from RefSeq and is a predicted model, not a curated record. Gene Ontology annotation, molecular function: kinase binding. Lineage: Eukaryota; Metazoa; Chordata; Mammalia; Rodentia; Muridae. The transcript is spliced from 26 exons. Gene Ontology annotation, biological process: neurotransmitter receptor localization to postsynaptic specialization membrane; chemical synaptic transmission.
GCGAGGUUCCGGGGGUGGGGCGGCCCAGAGGCGAGCGGGCGAGCAGGGCCGCGGGCCGCGGCGAGCAGGCAGGCGGCGGCGGCGGCCGAGGCGGAGAGAGCGGCGUGGGGGUGCGGCCGCCGAAGGGGAGCUCCUCCCCCGUCCCCUCACCCCCUCAGCUGAGCUCGAGUCGGGGCGGGGCGGGGUACGUGGAGCGGGGCCGGGCGGGGAGCUGCUCCGAGUCCGGCCGGAGCGCAGCCGGGGCGCCCGCGUUCGCCGCUCGCGGGAACUUUGCGGCGGAGCCGCAGGUGUGGAGGCCGCGGAGGGGUGCAUGAGCGGCGCGAGGGCGGCGCGGAGAGCGGCGGCUGUCCGGUCCGGCCCCUGCUGGAGUCGCCGCCGGGAGGAGGCGAGCGAGGAGCCAGGUGUGUGCCUUCUUCCUGAUACUGGAGAAAAAUGCCGGUCCGGAAGCAAGAUACCCAGAGAGCAUUGCAUCUGUUGGAAGAAUAUCGAUCGAAACUAAGCCAAACUGAAGACAGACAGCUCAGAAGCUCCAUAGAGCGGGUUAUUACCAUAUUUCAGAGCAACCUCUUUCAGGCUUUAAUAGAUAUUCAAGAAUUUUAUGAAGUGACCUUACUUGAUAAUCCAAAAUGUGUGGAUCAUUCAAAGCAGUGUGAACCAGUUCAGCCUAUGAAUACUUGGGAGAUUGCCAGCCUUCCAAGCACUGCUGUGACUUCAGAAACCCUGCCCAGCAGCCUUAGCCCUCCAGUAGAGAAAUACCGGUAUCAGGAUGAAGAAGUACUUCCUCCAGAGCAUAUUUCCCCACCAUUCACAAAUGAGGUGCUAGGUCCAGAAUUGGUUCAUGUCUCAGAAAAGAACCUGUCAGAGAUUGAGAACGUCCAUGGAUUUGUUUCUCAUUCUCAUAUUUCACCAAUAAAGCCCACAGAAGCUGUUCCUCCCUCCUCUCCCAUUGUCCCUGUGACCCCUGCCCUGCCAGUCCCUGCUGAGAGUACUGUCGUCCUGCCCUCCGCACCACAGGCAAAUCCUCCUCCAGUGCUGGUCAACACAGACAGCUUGGAGACACCAACUUAUGUUAAUGGCACUGAUGCAGAUUAUGAAUAUGAGGAAAUCACACUUGAAAGGGGAAAUUCGGGUCUUGGUUUCAGCAUUGCAGGAGGUACAGACAACCCACACAUUGGAGAUGACUCAAGUAUUUUCAUCACCAAAAUUAUCACAGGAGGAGCAGCUGCCCAGGAUGGAAGACUGCGGGUAAAUGACUGUAUACUGAGAGUAAAUGAAGCAGAUGUCCGUGAUGUAACCCACAGCAAAGCAGUUGAGGCAUUAAAAGAAGCUGGGUCUAUUGUGCGAUUAUAUGUGAAAAGGCGAAAGCCAGCAUCAGAAAAAAUCAUGGAAAUAAAACUCAUUAAAGGUCCUAAAGGUCUUGGGUUCAGCAUUGCUGGAGGUGUUGGAAAUCAGCACAUUCCUGGUGAUAACAGCAUCUAUGUAACCAAAAUAAUUGAAGGAGGUGCAGCACACAAGGAUGGCAAGCUUCAGAUUGGAGAUAAGCUUCUAGCAGUGAACAGUGUCUGUUUAGAAGAAGUUACUCAUGAAGAAGCAGUGACUGCCUUAAAGAAUACAUCUGAUUUUGUUUAUUUGAAAGUGGCAAAACCAACAAGUAUGUAUAUAAAUGAUGGCUAUGCACCACCCGACAUCACUAAUUCUUCUUCUCAGUCUAUUGACAACCAUGUUAGCCCGUCUUCAUACUUGGGCCAGACGCCAGCAUCACCAGCCAGAUACUCACCCAUUUCUAAGGCAGUGCUUGGAGAUGAUGAGAUCACUAGGGAACCUAGAAAAGUUGUUCUUCAUCGUGGCUCAACGGGACUUGGUUUUAACAUUGUGGGAGGUGAAGAUGGAGAAGGGAUUUUUAUCUCAUUCAUCCUUGCUGGAGGACCUGCUGAUCUAAGUGGAGAGCUCAGAAAAGGAGAUCGCAUUAUAUCGGUAAACAGUGUUGACCUCAGAGCUGCAAGUCAUGAACAAGCAGCAGCUGCAUUAAAAAAUGCAGGCCAAGCUGUCACUAUCGUUGCACAGUAUCGACCUGAAGAGUACAGUCGUUUUGAAGCUAAAAUCCAUGACUUACGGGAGCAGAUGAUGAACAGCAGCAUUAGUUCAGGGUCGGGGUCUCUUCGAACUAGCCAGAAGCGAUCCCUCUAUGUCAGAGCCCUUUUUGAUUAUGACAAGACUAAAGACAGUGGCCUUCCCAGUCAAGGAUUAAACUUCAAAUUUGGAGAUAUUCUCCAUGUUAUCAAUGCUUCCGACGACGAAUGGUGGCAAGCCAGACAGGUCACCCCCGAUGGUGAGAGUGACGAAGUUGGAGUGAUUCCUAGUAAACGCAGAGUUGAGAAGAAAGAACGAGCCCGAUUAAAAACAGUCAAAUUCAAUUCUAAAACAAGAGGAGAUAAAGGGCAGUCAUUCAAUGACAAGCGUAAAAAGAACCUCUUUUCCCGAAAAUUUCCCUUCUACAAGAACAAGGACCAGAGUGAGCAGGAAACAAGUGAUGCUGACCAGCACGUAACUUCUAAUGCCAGCGAUAGCGAAAGUAGUUACCGUGGUCAAGAGGAAUAUGUUUUAUCUUAUGAACCAGUGAAUCAACAAGAAGUUAAUUAUACCCGACCAGUCAUCAUAUUAGGACCUAUGAAAGACAGAGUAAAUGAUGACUUAAUCUCAGAAUUUCCUGACAAAUUUGGAUCCUGUGUCCCUCAUACAACUAGACCAAAGCGUGACUAUGAGGUGGAUGGAAGAGAUUAUCAUUUUGUGACUUCAAGAGAACAGAUGGAGAAAGAUAUCCAGGAGCAUAAGUUCAUUGAAGCUGGCCAGUAUAACAACCAUCUCUAUGGAACGAGCGUUCAGUCUGUGCGAGCAGUGGCAGAGAAGGGCAAACAUUGUAUCCUUGAUGUGUCUGGAAAUGCCAUAAAGAGGUUACAGAUUGCACAGCUUUACCCAGUAUCUAUUUUUAUUAAACCCAAAUCCAUGGAAAAUAUCAUGGAAAUGAAUAAGCGCCUAACAGAAGAGCAGGCCAGAAAAACAUUUGAGAGAGCCGUGAAGCUGGAGCAGGAGUUCACUGAACAUUUCACAGCUGUUGUACAGGGGGACACGCUGGAGGACAUUUACAACCAAGUGAAACAGAUCAUCGAAGAACAGUCUGGUCCUUACAUCUGGGUCCCAGCAAAAGAAAAGUUAUGAAGACGAUGUUGCUCUCUCUUUUUUCCAUGGUCCCAUCUCUUACCCUACUCUGGAGUCUGUCUUCAGUGUCCUCCACACUGACGCAGGUCCCCUCCUCAUGGUCGGCAGUUGUGCCCGUUUUUGACAUCUGUGUCCCUUCAUGUUGCAUCAUCUGUACUAUUCUGUGUUACUAUUGGUUUCUGGCCACUUUCCAGAACUGAAGAUGAAUGGCCUGACCAGCUAUCUAGGGUUUGGGGAGAUGCAAAAUUGUAAAAUUCCUUAAUGUUUAAGGGAAAGUUAACUUUAAGAGAUUUUCAGAAAAGCUUUAUAUACAUUCUUUUCCAGUUUCAGUACAAAUGAAAGAAAAGUGGUUUUAAUCAGUGAUUCAGUGGACCUUGAGCAACUCUGCACGCUUAACUCUACUAGCAUGGUUUGGCCAGUGUAUUAGCUCUCAAGUUCUUUCCUCAAUUGACUUCUCCUAUUAAAGUAAUUAUUUCAUUAAAAACAAAUAAGAAAAAUAGGGAUUUAUUUCAAAAUUAAUGUCUGAGUUAACUAUAAUUUCAGGAGGGCUGUUUGUUAUUCAUGACAGGUCUUUAUUGUGUGUGCCCUCCCCUAGGACACUUGCCCAGAAUAACCAUGCGAGUGUUUUUGAUUGGCUUGUGCAACACUGUGGGUAGUGGGUCUCGAGCGUUGUCUGUGCACUGUGGUUAUGGCUCUGUCAGGCUCAGAGAGCUCACUUUACACACACAACUGCAGACAAGAAAGCAUUUUAGUGGACAUAUAGCAAUCAUGGCAGUGGAAAGGAGUCCAAUUCAUAGCCUAAAAUUUUAAUGUAUGCUUAGGGAGGGGUCAGAUUUUAAUGACUAUUUUACCCACAAUAACUGCCUAUUUUGUUAUAAUAAAAUAUAUAUAAAUAUAUAUAAAACUUUGUUUAACUAAACUCUGUAACUAUGGGAAUUAUUUUCUUUACAUAGUUGCACACACAAACAUAUAUAUAUAUAUUUAAAAUAUAUUUUUCUUUUGCCACCUACUUCUAACAUUUUUUUUUGGUUUUUAAAUUAAAUAUUAAUUGAUGCGACUUAUUGUCCUUAAUCAUGUGAUCUGAAGGCAAGCGUACGGUGGCGGUGAGGAGAAACCUCUAGAGAGAUUAGAUGGCGAGUAGAUGUCAAGCCUGUUCUCCUCUUUCCUACAGAAGUUCCAGAAAGUUCCUAGGUUUCUGUCAGUGCUGUAUUCUGUCAUGGGGUUUGAUUGUGGUCCUCUGCCUUUCCUCCUAGGUCUCCUCAUUUUAUUAACAGACAAACAAACUCCAUUUUUGAGAUUCCCCCAGAUACUUCAUCUUGCGUAGCUGCGCUGAACUAGAAUUGCACAGGUCUUAGGGUAAACGAGGAAAUGUUAGUGAGAGGCAGGGUGCCUUCAGAAGGCAGGUCCCCUAGUCCACUAUUAUAUCAUUUGGCUUCCCAUUGCUCUUUGGAAUUGUUUAUUCGAUAUGUGAUUUUGACAACUCUUUAAAAUUUCUUAAAUGAGUACUGGUUUGUAAAGAAUUAUCCAUUCCGUUUAUGAGAAAGAGGAGAACAGCUAAUAAACUUUAUUGUAAAAUCCA